GAUUUAUUUUGUUUUCAUUUUGGUCGUCCAAGGAAUUAAGCUAAAGUUUUUCCUUCAAGUUGAGCUAUAAAUGUUACCAAAAACAACGAGAAUGCCGGUGCUUAAGGACUCUCACAUUGUAAAGAUUGCAGUGGAAUUGGAGAAUCAGCAGCAGAAUGCCCAACUAAUCGAAUUCGAUCAAAGACAUCCGCUAACUUCCAUCAUCCAGGACCUGUGCAGUAAUUGGAAUAUUCUUGAUGCUGAGAACUACGCGCUACAGUUCUGUGAGCAAAAUUACAAGAACUAUGUGACUGAGAAGAAUCGCAAUGAAGUGAAGAAUGGCUCAGUUCUUCGUUUGAGAUACUCACCAUCCAAGACAGCUCAUGACAUUCUUGAGAUCCUCAAAUGUGGGAAUAUACCGGAGAAGACGCAAGUACUGGAGAAUUUAUCAACACUCAGUAUUGAUCUCACAUUCGCGUUGGAAUUCAUAAAGGAACAAGGGCUCUCGCUGAUUAUAACAAUGAUUGAGGAUGAAAAAGUCGUCGGAGAUAUGCUAAAGUACUCCUUGAUUUCUUUUGUUGAGCUCAUGGAGCAUGGGACUGUGUCUUGGGAUAUUCUGCAGUCAAAUUUUAUUACUCGCAACAUAUUCUUCAUCAACAAUCCCACAACUGUGCCAAAGGAGGUGGUUCAGUGUGCUCUGUCUAUUUUGGAGAAUAUUGUGCAGAAUUGCACAAAGUCAUUGUGUGUGGAGAAGGACAUUACACUGGAUAAUUUACUGAAGCUGCUUCAAGAUUCAUCGUCGCAGGUUAUACAGCAGAAUGCUAUUGCCCUUAUAAAUGCUUUAUUCGUGAAGGGUGAUGAGACUAAGAAAAGGAGUAUUGCUGCAACUUUUGCCACAAAACAGUAUAGAUCUGUUAUCUUAUCGAAUGUUAUAAAUACGAAUAUUGGAACGGAAAUGGCGCAUCAGCUAUACAUUCUCCAAACCCUCACUAUGGGACUCCUUGAGCAUCGCAUGAACACAAAGAUGAAUGCCCAAGAUUCAGAUGCGCACGAUAAAAUUAAGGAAUUACGUCGCAUUGCCUUUGAUGAUGGUAUUGACAAUCAAGCUGAUAGCACGGCAAAACGGCAGAAUAAUCAGUAUUCUACAUAUUACAAGAAAUUAGGCUUUAAAUCAGAUAUAAAUCCAGCACAGGACUUUGUGGAAGCACCUCCGGGAAUGCUCGCUUUGGAUUGUAUGGUCUACUUUGCACGAAAUUUUGGGCAAAACUACAAAAAGGUGGUUCACGAGAACAGCUGCCGUGCAGAUGAGCAUGAAUGUCCCUUUGGACGUACCAGUAUUGAAUUGGUAAAACUUCUGUGUGAGAUAUUAAAAAUUGGUGAAUCACCAUCAGAACAGUGCCAGGACUUUCAUCCAAUGUUCUUCACACAUGAUCAUCCAUUUGAAGAAUUUUUCUGCAUUUGCAUUGUGAUCCUCAAUAAGACAUGGAAGGAUAUGCGGGCCACAAAUGAGGACUUUGCCAAAGUAUUCAGUGUAGUACGUGAGCAGAUAACGCGCAGUCUGACCGGUAGACCGGGCAAUUUGGAUGAUUUUCGAUCUAAAAUCCAUAGCUUGACCUACAGUACGAUCACACAAUUACGACAGCAGGAGAGGACAUCACGUGAGGACAUUGAGAGUACAGCAUCGGCAAUUGUGAAUCUAAAAGAGAAAAUCACCCCGGAGAUUAUGAAGUUAAUUCGAGAGCAACGCCUUGGCUACUUGGUGGAGGGAACACGCUUCUCAAAGUAUUCACGUGGUGUCCGGAGCAAGGAUAAAUUCUGGUACGUCCGCCUUUCACCAAAUCACAAAGUCAUCCAUUAUGGGGACUGCGAUGAGAAGACCGUGCCGACAAUUGAGGAGCUCAGCAAUAAAGUUCUCGUUAUUGACAUAAAGCAACUCCUUGUAGGCAAGGAGUGUCCGCAUAUGAAGGAAAUGCGUGGUCGGAAGUCUGCUGUAAAUUUGGGCUUCUCUAUCACAUUUGAUAACAUGGAUCACGCAACAUUAGACUUUGUGGCUCCGGAUGAAACGACAUUCAACUAUUGGACAGACGGUGUGAAUGCCCUCCUGGGUUUGCCAAUGACCAGCAAACAAAAGGAAGAAGAUCUCAAGACUCUCCUUUCUAUGGAGAUUAAAUUGAGACUCCUCGACACGGAAGGAGUUGACAUUUCCAAGGAACCACCACCUAUUCCCGAAGAUCCAGAGAAUUAUGAUUUUUGCUUCGAAAAUUAACUGUGUCCUACCCUCUACUGGAUGAAUAGAAUAUUUUAACUAAAAAAACGACGCUAUGUACUCCAUCGCUAUCAGUAUGAAAUGCCAAAGUAAGUAUGUAAAAUUUUAAGUUCGUACGAUUUGAUUCUAAAUUUUCUUUUUAUACAUCAUUUUCUUUCUAAAUAUAAGAAUUUCAUUAUACAAAAAUCAAUGUACUCUGCAUUUUAUUUUUAAAAUAAAUCUAUAAAUAUUCUUA
Messenger RNA from Lutzomyia longipalpis, 2480 nucleotides. It is a transcript of the gene Ced-12, whose product is annotated as engulfment and cell motility protein 1. Gene Ontology annotation, biological process: cell motility; actin filament organization. The transcript is spliced from 3 exons. The coding region runs from base 71 to 2245 and encodes 724 amino acids. The record is from RefSeq and is a predicted model, not a curated record. Gene Ontology annotation, cellular component: plasma membrane. Lineage: Eukaryota; Metazoa; Arthropoda; Insecta; Diptera; Psychodidae.